UAUAUCGUAAAAUAAACAAUAGAAACAGAUUGAAAUUAUAUAUCAAUUAUUUAUAAUAUUUCUUUAGGAAAACUCAAGUAUUGUUAUAUUAUUAUUUUUACAUUAGUAUACAAAAUGAUUCCCAAGAAUGGAGCCACUUCCGGUUUGUGCGAAAUGUGAAAAAUUCAAAAAUGCUAUGAAGAUUUGCACUCGUUGUAGGCUCGUAUAUUACUGUGGACGAGAUUGUCAAAUUACUGAUUGGGCAAGACACAAAGUAACUUGUAACUCAAACCUGCAACUACAACAAGUAAACAAUGGAAUACAACAAGUAAACCAAGAAGUACAACAAGUAAACCAUGGAAUACAACACGGAAAUACGGAAGAAGUUAUAGGUGGAGAACAAAACAACCAGCAAGAUAAUCAAGUAAUGAUACAUGGGAUUGAAACUAAUGUUACACCCGGACGUAUAGAUAUACAGAAUGAACAAACAAAUCUAUCUAAAACACAGGCUAGAGUAUCUGAAACAAACGAUAAAUGCAAACCAAGUCUAAAUGUGCCUGACUUAUCACAUACAGAAAAUGUGAAGAAUC
Molecule: messenger RNA, 569 nt
Organism: Owenia fusiformis
Lineage: Eukaryota; Metazoa; Annelida; Polychaeta; Sabellida; Oweniidae
Source: the annotation of a GenBank genome assembly